UUGGGAUGUUAGCCGACGCCGCCGACAGGGUUGCGAUACUUAAUUUAUCAUCAUUCCUCCCCGCCGUCGCCCUCCAGUCUUCCAUUGGACUUCCACCAUGCGCUUCCUCUGCCUGCAUGGCCAAGGCACCAGCAGUGAUGUUCUCAAGACGCAGCUCGCAUCACUGCGCAACCAUCUCGACCAGCGCGCCCGGCACGAGUACGACUUCGUCGACGGCGCGGUGCUCUGGCCGCCGGCGCGCGGGAUUCGCGAGGUCUUCGGCGACGAGGUGGAGAGUUUCUCGUACUUCGACGAGGGCGCCGACAGCAUCCGGGCGGCGGUGGUCGAUCUGGCGGCGAACGUCGAGGCCCAAGGGCCGUUUGACGGGGUGAUCGGCUUCUCGCAGGGGGCUGUCCUGGCGGCGACGCUGAUCCUGGCGCAGCAGACACACGGAUCCAGCCUCGGACUCAGGCGGAAUGCCAGUCCGUCCGCUCCACCGGACCCGCCCUUCCGAUGCGCGGUUUUCCUCUGCGGCGGCCUGCCAUUCGACUGGGCGGCCCUGGAGAGGGGAACUGUGGAGCUGAUCCGUCCUUUUUCUUCGUCGUCCUCGUCGUCCGGUGGUUCUUCCUCGGGUGCGCGCCCGGCCGAGUGUCCGCCCGUGAUGGACCUGCCCGUGGUCAACUGCUGGGCCGACCACGACGACGACUAUCCGGGCAUGGGUCCGCCCUUGUCGCAGCUGUGUGCGUCGGACAAGAAUCGACCGGUUGUGCACACGGUUGGCCAUGCGGUGCCGGCGGAGGGUAAGGAGUUGAUGGCGUUGGUGGAGGCCGUUCAAGCGACGUUGGACGACGUGGGAAAUUAA
Molecule: messenger RNA, 841 nt
Organism: Aspergillus steynii IBT 23096
Lineage: Eukaryota; Fungi; Ascomycota; Eurotiomycetes; Eurotiales; Aspergillaceae
Exons: 3
Coding region: 98-841 (247 amino acids)
Cellular component (GO): cytoplasm; nucleus
Source: RefSeq, a predicted model, not a curated record